Molecule: messenger RNA, 2446 nt
Organism: Helianthus annuus (common sunflower)
Lineage: Eukaryota; Viridiplantae; Streptophyta; Magnoliopsida; Asterales; Asteraceae
Product: digalactosyldiacylglycerol synthase 1, chloroplastic
Exons: 6
Coding region: 58-2211 (717 amino acids)
Biological process (GO): galactolipid biosynthetic process
Cellular component (GO): chloroplast outer membrane
Molecular function (GO): digalactosyldiacylglycerol synthase activity
Source: RefSeq, a predicted model, not a curated record
UUUAUUUAAACCUUAUAUAUACACAACGUGACACAAAAAAACUAUAAAAAAAAACCGAUGAUGAAUUUCCGGCCACCGGAAUCUCCCGAUUCACCGGCGACGGUAACAGCGGAGAAAGCAAUAUCAUUCAUAUCAAAAGGAUGGAGAGAAGUGAAAGAUUCAACAAAAGCAGACAUCCGAUUAAUGAAAGCCAGAGCGAAUUCGUUCAAAAACCUAGCGUCUUCAUUCGACCGUGAGUUCGAGAACUUUCUCAGAUCAUCAUGUUCGGUUCCGGUGCCUGUAACGUCGUCGUUUCACGGUUCCGAUAGUGGUGGAGUGUUGAACAAGUGGAGCCCCAGCGCGAAGUUACGGAUUGAUUUGAAGGAGAUAAAGCAGGCGAUUGUUUCGGAAGUUGAGUUUAAUGAACGUGAAGGAUUUAGGGUUUUUAAAUCCAGUUCUUCAUUGGAGGUUUUUGAAGGGAUUAAGAACAGUGAGUUUCUUAUGAAAGUUAAAUCCAGUCUGAAAUCAAUUUGCAAGGAACCAGACAAUUCAAAGGACAUUCCACCAUUGGAUAUGCCAGAACUUCUGGCAUAUUUGGUUAGGCAAUCAGGACCAUUUUUAGAUCAGUUAGGUGUUAAAAAAGAUGUUUCUGACAAAAUAAUUCAAAGUUUAUGCACCAAAAGGAAAAAUCAACUUCAGUUAACCCCUAUUUACGCCCACGAAUCUUUCAACCCCGAAAACGACACCAGAAUCGAUGAUCUGGAUUCAAGAAUCGCUAGUGUUCUUCAUAGCACAGGACACCAUUACGAAACUGGUGUUACUCGUCACGAAGUUACUAAUGGAAAAAGGCAUGUAGCCAUUGUCACAACUGCUAGUCUUCCAUGGAUGACAGGGACGGCUGUAAAUCCUCUGUUUCGCGCAGCGUAUUUAGCAAAAUCGAGAAAACAAAGCAUCACACUAUUGGUUCCUUGGCUCACAAGAAAAGAUCAGGAGUUAGUUUAUCCGAACAACAUUACUUUCACUUCACCAGAAGAACAAGAAGUUUAUAUACGUAGCUGGCUUGAGGAACGAGUCGGGUUUAAAACGGAUUUCAAAAUUUCCUUCUAUCCUGGAAAGUUUCAAAAGGAGAGACGCAGUAUUAUACCCGCUGGCGAUACAUCCAAGUUCAUUUCAUCUAAGGAAGCUGACAUUGCGAUUCUUGAAGAACCCGAACAUUUAAACUGGUAUCAUCAUGGUAACCGUUGGACUAAUAAGUUCAAUCAUGUCGUCGGUAUUGUGCACACGAAUUACUUGGAGUAUAUAAAGCGGGAAAAAAAUGGCGCUCUCCAAGCGUUUUUCGUAAAGCAUAUAAACAAUUUGGUUACACGAGCAUAUUGCGACAAGGUACUUAGACUUUCUGCUGCAACCCAAGAUUUACCCAAGUCUGUAAUUUGUAACGUCCAUGGCGUGAACCCGAAGUUUUUGAAAAUCGGGGAGAAAACGGCUGCAGAAAGGGAAAACGGGGGUCAAUCGUUCUCGAAAGGAGCCUACUUUUUGGGCAAAAUGGUUUGGGCUAAGGGAUACCGUGAGUUGAUAGAUUUAUUAGUGAAACAAAAAGAUAACCUUGAUAACGCGUUCAAGAUUGAUGUUUAUGGUAACGGCGAGGAUGCUAAUGAAGUACAAAGUACAGCUAAAAAGUUGAACUUGAAUGUGACCUUCAUGAAAGGCAUAGACCAUGCUGAUGACUCACUUCACAGUUACAAAGUGUUUAUAAAUCCAAGUGUGAGUGAUGUGUUAUGCACAGCAACAGCUGAAGCACUUGCAAUGGGAAAAUUUGUAGUUUGUGCAGACCACCCUUCAAAUGACUUCUUUAGGUCAUUUCCCAACUGUUUAACUUACAAUUCGCCACAAGAUUUUGUAGACAAAGUCAACUUAGCCAUGGACAGUGAGCCACACCCUCUUACGCCUGACCAGCGGUUCAAUCUUUCAUGGGAAGCAGCCACCCAACGGUUCAUGGAGUCUUCUGAGCUUGACAAGAUUCUAACCGAGACCAGCCGUUUGACCAGAAAGUCGAAUUCAGUUCCUAGUUUGAUCGACGGAACCUUAGCUUUCGCACAUUAUUGUUUUACCGGUAACGAGUUUUUGAGGCUGUGCACCGGGGCGGUACCAGGAACUCGGGAUUACAACAAACAACACUCUAGUGAUCUUCAUCUCUUACCGCCACAUGUCGAAAAUCCGAUUUAUGGUUGGUGAAAGUAGGUAUAUAAGAAACUCUAUAACCAUAUUCUUUAUGUACAAAAUAUGAAAUAGUACAUUUAUAAGCAUUAAAUGGUAGUUAAGUUAGUAUAGCAUAUAUGUUUUUUUGUGGGAACCGUUCGUGGGCUAUCGGGUAAUUGGGUGUGUAUUAUGGGUGUAAAAAAUCUGGGUUGGGCUUGACGACCCAGAAAUAGUACAUGUAUUGGUUAUUCCAAAUAGAGUUUGUCUUUAA